Grus americana (Whooping crane) is the source of this 4213-nucleotide messenger RNA. It is a transcript of the gene PTGFR, whose product is annotated as prostaglandin F receptor. Lineage: Eukaryota; Metazoa; Chordata; Aves; Gruiformes; Gruidae. Gene Ontology annotation, cellular component: plasma membrane. The transcript is spliced from 2 exons. Bases 1199 to 2293 code for a protein of 364 amino acids. Gene Ontology annotation, molecular function: prostaglandin F receptor activity. Gene Ontology annotation, biological process: positive regulation of cytosolic calcium ion concentration; inflammatory response; adenylate cyclase-activating G protein-coupled receptor signaling pathway. The record is from RefSeq and is a predicted model, not a curated record.
AUGCGAAGGCGCGGGGACGCGGCGCGGACCCGGGCGGGUUGGGGCCGGUACCGGCAGCGGCCGGUGGCACUUGUGCCCGGCGUGGCGGGCUCGCCCCGCCCCCGGCGGCAGCGGCGCGCACUUAAGGCGCUGGCGGUGGCGAAGGGGCGCUGCGGGGCGGGAGCGGCGCUGGCUCGGGGCGCUCCCCCGGUUCGCCCGGUGCUGCCCACGUGCCGCCGCGAUCGCUCUCAGCGUGGCGGCCGCGCUCCGGGGAGGUGCCGUAGGGAAGGUGCCGUAGGGAAGGUGCUCCGGCCGAGGGGUUUGCCGGCUGCGCUCCCGUCUAGCAGUCCCGACUACUAGAAAUACCUUUGGCUUCGGCACGGCCGGUGGCUGAUGGAGCUCAGUAGUUGAGAGACUUGACCGUCUGUCUGUGUCCUGCGUUGUUAAAGCCUGCUCUUUUUUUCUGCGUGGGAAGUUUUAGCCAGCGGGAAUGUCCUGAGAGUAGAGAUGGGAGAUAAAGUGUAAAGUAGCUUGCAGAAUUGGCUUCUGAAUAAGGGAGCGUCUAAAAUACAAGUUUGUGCUUCGGUGAGGGAACUGGGGAGUUGGAGACUUCAGUGUUGGUUACGUUAAAGCUUUAAAACAUUGAAUUGUGAGAGGAGAAUUACUUGGAAGAUAUUAGGACAUUGUUUUGAAAAUAAAUGCUUAACAGUAGAAGAAAAAUAGAGUGUGAUUAUCGUCUCAAAACAUUUCAGUUUGAGUAUUUAACUUUUGACUGCGGUUGGGCUGAUAAAUACUUUCAUUCUAGACGUAUGUUGCAAAAACAUUUGUUUGUAGACGUAGUUUAACCACCAGCACAUUUUGUAUAGUUCCUCUGAUGAUAUGCAUGUGAGCAUUAUAUAUGUUAUACAUUAUUUUGCAUAUCUUAUAUGCGCAGAGAUUAUAAAGAUAAUGUAUGCUAUGUUUGCAUUAUAUAAUACAUGCAGAUAAUUGUUUUAUCCUGUGACUGAUGCACUUAAAAUAUGAUGCCAUAUCAUAUCACUCAGAAAACCGGAAAAUUAGAUUUGUACCACAGACUAAUAUUAUGGAAUUUGUGCUUCAGAUGUCAUUUGAACAGUGGUAUGCCUUUUACAGCGUGUGUAUAUUUGUUUUUAAUGUUGCAGAUGCCUUUUGAUUGCAAGACUGCUGAAAUGUUUUGAGGGCUGCCUCUCCUUUCCUAACCAUGAACAGUUCAAAAUCACCAGGACUGGCUGGAUUUGGAAUCUUAAAAAACACAACCUGCCACACGGAGAAGAAGAUUUCGGUUUUCUUUUCAAUAAUCUUCAUGACGGUGGGAAUUUUGUCCAACAGUCUUGCGAUAGCAAUUCUCAUGAAGGCGUAUCAGAGAUUUAGACAGAAAUCGAAAGCCUCCUUCUUGCUUCUUGCUAGUAGUUUGGUCGUCACGGAUCUCUUUGGCCACCUCAUCAAUGGAGCCAUUGCAGUGUUUGUGUAUGCAUCGGAUAAAGACUGGAUUCGAUUUAACCAGUCCAACAUUCUUUGCAGUGUUUUUGGCAUCUGCAUGGUUUUCUUUGGUUUGUGCCCGCUCUUCCUGGGCAGUGUCAUGGCUGUUGAACGAUGCAUUGGAGUCACUAAGCCAAUAUUUCACUCUACAAAAAUGACUUCUAAACAUGUGAAAAUGAUGUUGACUAUGGUAUGUCUGUUUGCUGUUCUUAUAGCUUUGCUGCCUAUUCUUAGGUUUAGAGCCUAUCAAAUUCAAGCAUCGAGGACCUGGUGCUUCUAUAAAACAGAACAUGUUGAGGACUGGGAAGACAGAUUUUAUCUCUUACUUUUUUCUUGCCUUGGGUUACUGGCCCUUGCUAUUUCAUUCUUGUGCAAUGCUGUCACAGGAAUUACCCUCUUAAGAGUCAAAUUUAAAAGUCAACAAAGACAAGGCAGAUCUCAUCAUUUUGAAAUGAUCAUUCAGCUCUUGGCUAUAAUGUGUGUUUCUUGCAUUUGCUGGAGUCCAUUCCUGGUGGCAAUGGCCAGAAUUGGGAUAAAUGAGAGUCGUUCCAAGGAGAACUGUGAAACAAUAAUUUUCGCUCUCCGAAUGGCAACGUGGAAUCAGAUUUUAGAUCCCUGGGUGUACAUUCUUCUCCGGAAAGCCGUACUUAAAAAUCUGUACAAGAUCACAAGGGGAUGUUGUGGUGUGCACAUCAUAAACUUGCAUAUGUGGGAACUGAGCUCCAUCAAGAAUUCUUUGAAGGUUGCAGCAAUAUCUGAGUCACCAGUAAGUUCCAAACAAAUAAAUCUACAGCCGCUCAGCUCUACAGGCCAAUAAAGUUAAACACAGUGUACGAAGAGAUGAUGGAGGCAACGCUCGUGCACGGGCAAGGUCUUAAAAUUAAUUCUGAGGCUCAGUGGUUUGGCAUUUGUUUUAAAUUGUGAGUGGUUUGCUCUUGUUGCUUACUGGUUUAAUAUUGCUACUUCAAAAGAUGCACUUGAAUGUUUUAAUUCCCUUCAGAAUACACCCCUUCCAAAACUGGUAGUAGAAUGAUAAAUCAUCCUGUAGUUCUCCCUUCCAGGUACUAAAGUGAAGAGAGUUCCUUCUAAUAGUCCCCACCGAAUCCUUUACCUUAGCAGCCUUCUUAAGAACACACGCAAGUGCAAAAGCGAUCUCUAAGGUGAUUUUUAAAAGGGGUGGAUUUUACCUGCCAGUGAUACCCCCAAACCCUUUGCUGAGUCACUGCUUCCUGGGGUAAAGUCCAUAAGGGUAUUCUGUGCUUCUAGGCAUUGAAUUUUCCAGCUGGACACAUGAAAGGCAUUUUGCUUGUGCCCAGCUCAUUAAAAGAUCCAGUUUGCUUCGUUCAUUGACUUGACCUCUUAAUUGUUUACUGUUCCAUGAAUUUUUGGGAGAGCUGCAGACUUCACCAGUGUAAGCAUUCCUUUCAAACCACUGACAAAACACGAGGUUCCCUGUGGGAGCACAGAAGCAGAUUGGCUCAGCUUGCUUACAGUUACAUUUUCCUAUCUAUCGGUGAGUUUUUAGUCCUUUCAACAAAUUUGGUUGAAGUUAACAGGCAUAAAGCUCUGGGUAGUCUGUGAAAAGACUGGGUUCUUUUUUUUCCCCCCAACUGAAGGCAGUUUCUUGAAGCGUUCCCCUAAUGCAUAUACUGAAAUGCUCGGGAGGUGCCUCUGCUUCAUUUGCAGAAGGUCACGCGUGUCUCGUGAAAACUCUGUGUGGCCAAAUGAGCACCUCUGCGGGGAACUGCACUGGGAGCGGGGUUGUGGUUGUGAAAGCAAACUGCACGCUCCGGUUUUGCGGGGUCUGUGUCCGAAGAGCUGAGGGCAUUCAGUAUAUGCGAGGGUGCCGGAAAGUUUUCAGGACUUUAAACAGGAGGCCCUUCGCCUUUAAUGCUGCUAAAAGAAGCUUUGGGUUUUGUGACUGUAUUCUGUUCAGAAGCAAAAAUGAGAGCAUCAGAGACUUUGUAGCAGAGGGAUUGUUUUAAGAUAGAAAUGUUUAUGUUGUUUUUGCCUACCUAACUUCAAAUAACUCCAUUAGUGAAUUGCUGGUAUAUUUGGACAAAGCAGUUAAAAACUGAUUCGCCAAGAAGACAGUCCGAGGGACCAAAACUAUUCACAAACUACAAAUUCAUAUUGUAUGCGAGAAUAGUUUAAGUCAGAAAAUAAAAAACCCGAAAGGUUUAAAUACUUCAAUUUUUUGUUUUAAAAGCAAUUUCCUUUUUGUUUUAAAAAGGUUGAAAAAUAAGUGGGUUAAAUAACCCGGUAAUGACAUGAAAUGGCUUCAUUUACCCUAAAGAAUUUCUGUAUGUGAUUUAUUUCCUCAGUCACAGAGCUGAUAAACCAUGGGCAGGUUUGAUGCUGGUAUAAGCUCAGCACUGUUGCUUCACGUGGGUUCUGCUGAAAUCUGGAAGCGUUCAGUCAGUGCUUGGUUUGGCUUUUUCAUUACAUAGAAUGUGAUGCCAGUGUAUCUGUUGACAUAAAUUAUUUGUUCUUUGUGGAAGAUUGUUGUUUUAGCAGCUGCAAAAAAAUGUUGGUCCGUAAAUUGUUGAGAUAUUUGAUCCGUGAAUGAAGCUCAUCAAUGUUCCAUUUUGUUAUGUGAAUAAAUGUAGUUUGUGUAGUUCAUACUGGUUGACUUGUAAAACAAACAAAAGUUUAUAUGUAUAUGUGAUUUCUUAUAUUUUGUGUACUAAUACAUAUUGAAUGUAAAUUGCAAAGCCUCAUUAAAGUUCUCAAACUG